AUGUUUGACACUUUCAAUGCGGCUAGAACAGCAAUCGUCGAUCAAAACGACAGCAUAUACACCUACGAAACUCGCUAUGAUACAUACCGAAUUCUCGCUAGGUUAUAUCGCUGUCGCUCUCAUGAGCGCUGUGAACAUCGCUUCAAAAUUAAAGAACUUCGAUACCAAGGAGUACCGACGACAUAUCAGCUGGAGGAGUCGGGACAACACGGUGCAACAGGAAUUUCGGUUCAGCGUCGUGGAAUUCACCCUCUGCUCGUGGAGGAGAUUGAUUCGUUGCUUCGGAUGGGAUGGGGGGCCCAACAGCUUCGGUCUACUCUGUUGCACAGAUUUCGGCAUCAGCCUGAAAGACUUCGGCUGAUUCCGACGAGGAAGCAACUGGAAAAUCGGAAAGCGCUUUUAGUCAAAAGUGCAAAUGGCUGGGAGAUCUUAAACCACGCCUCCUUCACAGCGUGGGCGAUUGAUCUCGUAUGUAUGUCAAGAGAACAGUUCAUGUCGGUUACAGACCCGAGAGAUUCUUCCAUGGACGAAAUAAUCGUUCUCGACACGUUCACGGUGUCUGGCGAAGAAGAUGAAGGGACAUCUUUCGGGGUUAUUGUCAGUUCUCGACCUGUCUUCCGUAACAUCGCGAAUUCAGUGCGAGAUCAGGGAAAUGAGCUUGUAUGUGCCUCUGAUGGUACAUUCAAGCUUCAUUUCGGUGGUUGGACUGUUGUGGAUUGUAGAUCCACUGCUGUGACAUGGUCUCGGGGGACGGCUGUGCAUCGGUUAAUCCCCUGGGUGUAUAUGAUUGUUCGAAGUGAAUCGACGGCUGCAUACACUCGGAUGUUCCAGAUCGUUCGCGAAAAAUCCAUGGCAUUCCUCGACAUUGAAGUCAAUGUUGCAUCCGGCAGUCUCGACCACAGCGACUUGCUCAAGAAGAAGACCCUCUUAGUCGAUGCUGAUCUGUUCGCGGAGAUGAUCAAGCCGGACGUGUAUCUACUCAAAUCGUCUCGUACUCAUGCUCAAUUUGUGAAGCUUGCGGUGGUGGUCAUCGAAAAUUGGAUAGCACGUGGAGACGAUGUCUACGCUCAGUGGUUCAAAGAUCUUUAUCUAACGGAGAGGUGGAAUCGUUGGCACAUCAAACGAGCUGCUGUAGGCGGUAUCACUCCGAGCCAACAAGGCAUUGAAUCACACCACUGUGUGAUUAAAAAGACAUGCGUCCCUAGCUCACGAGCAUUUACUACCGGCGUAUUAAACGGCAUCUUACCCCGUAUCAUGAAGGGCGAUGAAGAGAACCUGUGCCUACGCUUUACUGCGAAGGGCCUCUUCCCCCUGAGAUGCUAG
This is a messenger RNA of Phytophthora nicotianae INRA-310, 1323 nucleotides long. RefSeq lists its product as hypothetical. Bases 1 to 1323 code for a protein of 440 amino acids. The transcript is spliced from 2 exons. The record is from RefSeq and is a predicted model, not a curated record. NCBI's taxonomy places the organism in Eukaryota, Oomycota, Peronosporomycetes, Peronosporales, Peronosporaceae.